CUGACUUGAAUUCAGACAACCACCUAACUCAGCCCCAAAUAAUGUGCAGAAUCACUUCCCACAGCCCUGCUGUGGGAUCAACCCUGUCUAGAGUUCCUGAUACAAGGAAACUAUCUCUUUGAUUUUUUUUUUUUUUUUUUUUUUUGUAUAGAGACAUUGUGCCAGUUCUCAGGGAUCACCCAUUCAGUCCCAAUGGCCUUUCAGGAUCUCCUAGAUCAAGUUGGUGGCCAGGGGAGAUUCCAGAUCCUUCAGACAGCUUUCUUUGUAAUCUUAACCAUUGUAACUUAUCCUCAGUUUCAGUUGGAGAACUUCACUGGAGCCGUUCCUGGUCAUCGCUGCUGGGUCCCCCUCCUGGACAACCACACUAUCUCUGACAAUGACACUGGACUCCUCAACAAAGAUGCCCUUCUAAGAGUCUUCAUCCCACUGGACUCAAACCUGAGGCCAGAGAAGUGCCGUCGCUUCAUCCAUCCCCAGUGGCAGCUCCUUCAUCUGAACAGGACCUUCCCCAAUAUAAGUGAGUCAGACACAGAGCCCUGUGUGGAUGGCUGGGUGUACGAUCAGAGCUCCUUCUCCUCCACCAUCGUGACUAAAUGGGACCUGGUAUGCGCAUCUCAAUCGCUGAAUUCAGUGAUUAGAUUCAUAGUCAUGACUGGAAUGCUAGUGGGAGGCAUCCUAUGUGGCCAUUUAACAGACAGGUUUGGGAGGAAGUUUAUGCUGAGGCUCUGUGUCCUCCUGCUGGCGAUCGCUAGUACCUGCACAGCCUUUUCUCCCGGCUUCCUCAUUUACUGCUCACUUCGCUUCUUGGUUGGGAUAUCUACCUCAGCCAUCUUAUCAAAUAAUCUAAUUCUCAUUAUAGAAUGGACAUUGCCCAAGUUCCAAGCCCUGGGAACUACACUGGUAAUCAGUGCUGGUUGUAUUGGACAGAUAGCACUGGGAGGCCUGGCUUUUGCCAUUCGAGACUGGCACGUCCUCCAGCUGGUGUUUUCUGUGCCAUUUUUUGUUUUCUUUCUGUGCUCAAGGUGGCUGGCAGAGUCUGCCCGGUGGCUGAUAAUCACCAACAAAGCAGACAAGGGGCUGAAGGAACUCAGGAAAGCUGCACACAGGAAUGGAGUGAAGAACGUGGAAGACACCCUAACUAUAGAGGUUGUGAGAUCCACCAUGAAGGAGGAGCUGCUGGACGCACAGACAAAGCCUUCCCUGUGCGACUCGUUCCACACACCCGUCCUGCGGAAACGGAUCCUGCUCUUGUCCCUUGUGAGACUUUCAAAUAUCAUGGUUGUUAUUGGCCUGAACAUCCACCUACAGCAUUUUGGGAGCAGUGUUUACCUUUUGCAAGGCCUCUUCGGAGUAGUCAACCUCCUGGGAAAUUUUGUGGCAUUGUUGGCACUGAAUCACAUAGGCCGUCGGGGAAGUCAGGCAUUGUUCUCGUUCGUACUGGGAAUCUCCAUUCUGUCGCUCACAUUUGUGCCUCAAGAAAUGGAGACUCUGCGUGUGACUUUGUCAGUUUUCGGAGGAGGACUUUCUAGUGCAGCUAUGAGCAGUUCUGUUACCCAUGGAAAUGAACUUCUCCCCACAGCAAUCAGGGCAACAGCUUUAGGAAUCAUUACCAUCGCUGGUAGCACUGGGGCUGCCCUGGCUCCCUUGGUAAUGAUCCUGAGGAUUUAUUAUGCACCCUUACCCUGGAUCAUCUACGGAGCUAUGUCCAUCCUCUCUGGCCUUGUUGCCCUCAUCCUCCCUGAGACCAGGAACCAGCCUCUGCCUGACUCCAUCCAGGAUGUGGAAGAUGGGAGAAAAGCCUCAAAAAAAGCAAAGCAGGACGAAACCUUCAUCAAAGUGACACAGUUUUAAUGAAUCCCGGGAGCUGACCACUGAUCAAAAUGCAAGAAAAAGGAAAAUAAUCAAGGCCAUUCCUUCGUACUAAUAAACUUGGAAAGUAAAUAGAUAUGACAGAAAAAAACGGAUCCCACUUAGAAAUGUGGUGCUAAAUUACUGUAUAUAAAAUAUGCAUGAUUAAACACAGUAUGAAGUAUGAAGAAAAUCAUACUUUAAAAUGAAUCGUGACAGAAUGUUUGUGUAAGCAUAAAUACUUAGCAUAUUUUUGGAUAAGAAUGCUAUAACUAGUACUCCAACAGUAUUUUUUCAUUUUGUGUUGCUAUUUGAGGGCAAACUGUUGAAAUCUUUACUUAAUAUAUACUAAACUGACCUUCUGUAUAUAAAGAGAAUUGAAAAUGAAUCUUGAUGUGAAUGGAAGGGGAGAGGGAGCGGG
Lepus europaeus (European hare) is the source of this 2269-nucleotide messenger RNA. Its product is annotated as organic anion transporter 7-like. The transcript has 10 exons. Lineage: Eukaryota; Metazoa; Chordata; Mammalia; Lagomorpha; Leporidae. The coding region runs from base 193 to 1851 and encodes 552 amino acids. Gene Ontology annotation, biological process: transmembrane transport. Gene Ontology annotation, cellular component: membrane. Gene Ontology annotation, molecular function: transmembrane transporter activity. The record is from RefSeq and is a predicted model, not a curated record.